ACAAAAAAAAUGGUCCUGUUAAAAAAUACGUAUAAUAUGUUCUUAUUCGUGUUUAAAGUUUCUUCAAUAGUUUUUACUAUAAUACUGCAAUGGUCUGAAGCUACUGAAUGUGGACCAGCACCAUUCAACUGUUGUCCUGAAACUCUAGCCUAUAGAACCAUUGAUGGAACCUGCAAUAAUCUUAAUCACAUCACAUGGGGUGCAGCUGGAAGACCAUAUGAUAGACUUACCUCGGGAUGGUUUGACACAGAUGGUAUCUCGAUGGCAAAAUCUUGUUGUGCCACCAAUCAACAUCUACCCAGUGCACGAUUAGUGAGACUAAAGAUUUUUACAGAUGAUGUGAUAGCGACAGAUUUUAACGUUACUAGAAAUAUACUAAGCUGCCUAAAAUUUUUUAUAGCAGAUAUAGGGAACCUACAACAAUUUUCGGCUCCUGCUCCUUGUUGCUCAUGUAACCAACAGUUAUCAGAUCCUCUGCCAUACUGCAGUUACAUACCCAUACCAGUCGAUGAUCCUGUAUAUACAGAAGUGGGGGCUGAUUGUAUGGGAGUUGUAAAAGGAAUAUCAAAUCUAGACCUCGGUUGUACUUACUCAUAUGGAUCUGGGCCAGGUUAUAUAUCAACUGCAAGUUUCUGGAUGGAUAUGUCACAGUUAUACGGUUCAUGUAAAGCUGAAAAUGACGCGGUGAGAAAAUUUGAUCUGGGAGAACUGGACUUAGAAAAAAGAAACGGUAAUUACUACUAUCGAAAUUCUACAAGCAGAUCGCAAUGUGCCAUUCCCCCUGGAACUGAUGAAGUUUGCUAUGCGACUGCGGACCCCAAUGGUAACAGACUGCCAGAUUUUACAACUUAUUUAACAGUAGCUGCAAGAGAGCAUAACAAAAUUGCUUGUAUUCUUAGAACUAUGAAUAAAUGUUGGGAUGAUGAAAAAAUCUACCAAGAAGCUAAACGAAUUCAUAUUGCCGUAUACCAGCGCAUUAUGUUUUAUGACGUAUUACCUCUAAUUUUGGGAAAACAAAAUAUGAUAGACGCUGGAUUAAUAAAUCCAUAUAGUGCGUGUUCCAAUGAUUAUGAUCCAAAUUGUAGACCUGAUUUGACUAUCGAGUUCUCUCAUGGUGCUAUGAAAGGUUUGCAUACAAUGGCCAGAGGAAGGGUACUGUUGAUGACAGAUAAUCUGGAAGUUCAUGGUGUAUUAAGCUUGUCGGAUUACUUGAAUCGUCCUUCAUUUCUGGAAGAGAACAAUAAUUUAGAUAAAGCUAUUUAUGGUUUUAAUGGUGCACAUAUUAACGCUGUGGGUGGUGCAGUGGAUUCUGUCCUACUUAACCAUUUUGACAUGCGUUGUUCAAAAGUUGCAUCGGAUUGGAUUGCCAUGGAUAUUCAGCGAAAUAGAUUGCUUGGGAUCUCAUCAUACAAUGACAUUCUUGAAUUCCAAGGAAGACCUAGAGUUGUCAAGUUUUCAGAUCUAUUAAAUGUGAUGACACCAUCGAACGUCAACAAACUUGCUUCAAUUUAUGCCUGCCCAGACGACAUAGAACUUCAUGCAGCAAUUCUGGAAAUUCCCGUCCCAGGAAGCAAGUUUGGACCAACCUUUCAGACAAUGGUAAUAGAACAGUUAAAGCGUACAAGGAAUGGUGAUAGAUUUUGGUAUGAGUUUCCCACUUCGGGAUUUAGUGAAGCACAGAUAAAGGAAAUACAGAAAAAAACGUUGGCCAGAAUUUAUUGCGAUUCCGGUAACGAUAUACAAAAUAUGCAGAUGGAUGUUAUGCAACCUACUGAUUCAAUAACUAACCCAAUCGUGCCUUGCAGUCUCAUUCCCGAUAUCAACUAUAAUUUAUGGAAAGAUGAUCAUUGUCUAACCUAUUAAAUAUUAAAAUAUGUAUAUUGAUAUGAUAAUAAACAAUACAUAGUA
Messenger RNA from Diabrotica virgifera virgifera (western corn rootworm), 1908 nucleotides. Its product is annotated as peroxidase-like. The transcript is spliced from 9 exons. The record is from RefSeq and is a predicted model, not a curated record. Lineage: Eukaryota; Metazoa; Arthropoda; Insecta; Coleoptera; Chrysomelidae. The coding region runs from base 10 to 1863 and encodes 617 amino acids. Gene Ontology annotation, molecular function: heme binding; peroxidase activity. Gene Ontology annotation, biological process: response to oxidative stress.